Messenger RNA from Acanthamoeba castellanii str. Neff, 270 nucleotides. RefSeq lists its product as uncharacterized. Bases 1 to 270 code for a protein of 89 amino acids. NCBI's taxonomy places the organism in Eukaryota, Discosea, Longamoebia, Acanthamoebidae. The record is from RefSeq and is a predicted model, not a curated record. The transcript is spliced from 3 exons.
AUGUCCUGGAGCGCACUCAACCGCAAGGCCCCCGGCGUCUUCAACGAAGGCACUAAGCCCGUGUGGCUCACCCUGUUCCCGCUCAUCGCCGGUGGUUGCUUGUGGGCUGGUUACGUCAGCACCAGGACCCUCUUCGGCCACAACGAGAUUGUGCUCUCGUCCAAGGGUCAGGAGCCCUACCUCGAGAGGGACUCGCCCAAGCUGCUCGGCCGCGACAGGAACGUCUCGACGCACGCCAAGUACAACGCCAUGAUGGACGGCAAGCAGUAA